Perca fluviatilis (European perch) is the source of this 3784-nucleotide messenger RNA. RefSeq names its product protein phosphatase, Mg2+/Mn2+ dependent 1Kb (gene ppm1kb). Lineage: Eukaryota; Metazoa; Chordata; Actinopteri; Perciformes; Percidae. The record is from RefSeq and is a predicted model, not a curated record. The transcript has 8 exons. Gene Ontology annotation, biological process: protein dephosphorylation. The coding region runs from base 228 to 1430 and encodes 400 amino acids. Gene Ontology annotation, molecular function: cation binding; protein serine/threonine phosphatase activity.
AGACUUUCCCAGGCUGCUGAAUGCUGAUUGACGCGGUCACAUCAAAGGCCGUAUUUGAUAACAUUGAGGAGGAUACAAAUCGGGACAAGACGAGGGCGGCAUUUCAUUAGCGAGAUCUUUUGCAGAAACCAAUAGAGGACUAAAGUGUAUUAAUAAAUCUUAAACAUCAAAGCAGAUCCCUCUACCUCUGCAUCCAGUACUUCUCCAGUGUUUGAGCUGUCAAGGUGAUGUCAGCUGCCUGCUUUGCGCGCCUAGCAAGGUGCAGUGGUCUUCAUGUGGGACGUAGUGGUCUUUUACAGAUGGCCACAGUCCCAGUCCCAUUCCAGCAGGACAGCCACCUCCAGUUCACAAUCUUCCGGAGACAACUUUACAGCCCUUCAGGAAAAAGGCACAGCAACACGCGCUUUGAUGCAGACAGCAGUGGCCAACCCACUACUUGGGAUUCAUUUGGCAUCUGGGACAAUCGUAUUGAUGAGCCCAUUCUGCUGCCUUCCAGCAUUCGCUAUGGAAAGCCCAUUCCCAAAGUCAACUUAUCAAAGGUAGGCUGUGCCUCGCUCAUCGGCCAACGCAAGGAGAAUGAAGACCGCUUCCAGGUCUCCCAAUUGACUGACAGCCUCCUCUACUUUGCUGUGUUUGAUGGGCACGGUGGGCCAGAAGCAGCUGACUUUUGUGAAAAAUACAUGGAGAAAUUUAUCAAGGACCUUGUGGCAGAGGAGUCCAAUCUGGAAGUAGUUUUAACGAAGGCCUUCCUUGAAAUAGACAAAGCUCUUGCAAGGCACCUGCAUUUCUCUCCAAAUGGCUUUGAAGCCUUGGAUUUCCCAACUGACAUGACCCAAGCACUUUUGGUUAGAGUACCCGGGAUGAAUGUAGGAAGCACCUCCACUGUGGCCUUGCUGAGGGACGGCAUUGAGCUGGUGGUGGGCAGUGUGGGUGACAGCCGUGCAAUGCUGUGUCGCAAGGGCAAGGCCCUUAAACUCACUGUCGACCACACACCUGAGAGGAGGGAUGAGAAAGAGAGGAUAAAGAAAAGUGGGGGUUUUAUUACCUGGAAUAGUCUGGGACAGUCAAACGUCAACGGCAGGUUGGCCAUGACGCGCAGCAUCGGAGACUUUGACCUGAAAAACACGGGGGUCAUUGCUGAGCCGGAGACCAAGAGAAUAUCUUUGCACCAUGCCCACGACUCGUUCCUGGCGCUGACCACAGACGGCAUUAACUUCAUCAUGAAUAGCCAGGAGAUCUGCAAUGUCAUAAACCAGUGCCACGACCCAAAGGAGGCAGCUCAGAGAAUAUCUGACCAGGCUCUUCAGUAUGGCUCAGAGGACAACAGCACAAUUAUCGUGGUGCCCUUUGGUGCUUGGGGAAAGCACAAGAGCUCGGACACAAGUUUCUCCUUCAGCAGAAGUGUUGUCUCCAGUGGUCGCUGGGCGUAGUCAGUUGGAUUAAAAGGUGGACCUAAUUAAUGUGUGCAAUACAAUCGAACAACAGUGCCCUUGUGAAAACAUUAUAGAAAGUGAGGUGUGUCCAAACAACAAUACAGGGUUACAACAUGUUAUUUAGAGAAGCAUGGUAUUUAUUAGCCUCUGUGAAGUAAGAGGCAGUGAAUUCAUGAUGUGCACUAAAUGAAAAACAUCCUCUUUUAUAAAGGUUUUAUCUACCAGCAAGCCAAUGAUCUUAUAGGUGCUAAAAGCUGACAAGUGUUUGAGUGGCAGACAGGAUUUCAUGAUGACAUGAAAGCCGUCGCUUGUGUAUAUGUAGCCUGCUCUACAUUAGCUAUGAUUUUAAGACUCGUAUUCCUGACUGUCUGCCAUUUAGAUAAAUUAUCUAUUUAGCUGUAAUGUAUAGAAGCCCUGAGAGACAAGUGAGAACUUUUUUCAGUUUCAUUUUUUUCCAAGUAUUUAUUUUUUUCCCAUCUGUGAAAACAGGUAGGGGGGAAAAUCAGGCAAAUUUUUUCUGUUUCAAAGUGUUGUAAUACUCAUUUUGGCCACAAGAGGCUGAAGUGCACCACUACUCUGUUUUUUAAAUAGGACUGAAAUAAUUCACUUUUCUGCCAAGUGAGUUUUAAUUUUGUCAUGCACUCACUAAACACAAGGUACAUAUUGUGUGUUAACAAGUUAUAUACCAUUACUGGCUAAUGACAGAUUAGCACUGAUUCAAAUAAAUUCCUAGCCUAAAAGAAAGCCAUGAUGGAAAAGUUGUAUAAGAAAACAUGAAUGCUUUGAGUCGUAUUUAGAACAGAACAUGGGGUAGUGGUACACUUCAGCCUCUUGUGGCCGAAAUUAGUAUUACAACAACAAACAAACAAAUUAGCCUGAACACAUAUUUAGACAGAUAGGAAAAAAAAUAUGAGCCUGAAAAAUAAGGCUUGCAUACCUCUCAGGGCUUCUGUAAUACAGUUCACGUUGAUAAGUCACAAUAAAAAAAAAAGUGCAUCUGGAUUUUACCAGUUCUUUAAAGCCUGCAGUCUUUCCAUUUCUCCAUGUUCAGGAUAGGACUGCAAGCAUAGAAAACAGUGGGGUAAAUCUAAUAAUUGAACAUCACUUAUUUGUCAAUUGAUGGGAAUUAACUGAACCCUUGUAUAAGAAUACAAAAUCUACUGAAAUGUACAUAGAAACAUCACAACUUCUGAAGCAACUGGCCUAUAAGCAUCAUGACCAAAAUCAGCGAAAAGGUCUUGAUGACAGUAUGUCAAUUCUGGAGUUUCCUGUUCAUCUUUUUGGUCAAAGCAUCCCAUUGAUGAAUUGAGCAUUGAUGUCCAAUUGCACAAUCUUUGGUGAAAUGAACCCUAAAUGUUCUGUGAUCUAGUGAACUAGUGUUAAUGGAAUUGCUUAAUUCUAUUUAUAUGAGCAGCAUUUCAGUGGCUGAAUCUGACAUUUAGAAAAUAAAUAAUAGGAUAUUAAUGUUUCUUCUCAAUUAAGUGUAAAUGUCUGUACUGAUUUGGAACAGGUAUUGUAAGGGCACUAAGAAGUUUUAAGGGUACCGAAAUGUACAGUUUGUUUUGUAAAUAACUCUAUUUAUGUACAUCUGGAAAACUGAUAGUUAUCAUUAUUUAAAAACUUGUCUAAAGAAAGUAUCAUAUCAGAAUAUUUCAUAAGUACAGUACCUUUGCUUAGGUGUUUGUAUUGUGUAAAGCUACAUCGUUUGAUUGUAACUCAUUUACACCAUUUAUGUGUCACUCAGAAAUAUGAAAGCACUUAAUGCAAUAGAAUUGUUCAGCUAAGAGCCAUUUUUGACAAUGUGAAUGUUUGCUUAAAUGCCCUCCAUGACUUAAAGAAAAAUCAAUCCCAGCAGGGUAUAAAAGUAAUUAAGAUGUCUUGGCUGACCUCAGUGAGUGGGUCUACUGUAUUUCCAGUGUAAGACGGGCUUGAACCAUUAGAUCCACUGUUCAGUUUUUGUUCACUGUUGAGCUUUUGUUUUGUGGUUGUUAAAUCUAGAUAAAUGAAACGCUUCAUAUUUAUCAUUGUUGUUCUAUCUUUGAGAUUUGCAAAUGUGUAGCCAUCAGUUUGUCCUCAAUCACCAUUAACAGAAUUUUGUAAAUACAAACUCACAUAUUGAGUGAAACCUUGAUUUAUUACAAUGACUUAGUCUUUAUAAUUAACAUGUCCUCCUUACAAACCUCAUCUGUUAAAGUUAUCUAUCAAAGUAUGUUUUUAUUUACUGUAUUUUGUUUCACUGCCUUUAACAUACUAUCAUUGCAGCUGUGGACCUGUAUCUGGGACCUAAAAUGUGACUGUGUUUUGGUCUGAAUGGCUUGUUACACUUCAAUUAAAAACUAUACAUCAAACAA